AUGAAGACAUUGAGCAGAACAACGGAGUCUCGCUGUAGUUCCACGCUCAUCCAGAUGAGGCGCUAUAGAGCGGAAGUCUACCCCUUCCUCUUCCCUUCGGUCAUCAGCACCCUGAAUCUGCCCUCUCCAACACAGACCCUCAACACCCCCAGCAGUGGAGGAAGCCCAUCACCUGUGGCCAUUGAGACUCAAAGCACCAGUUCUGAAGAGUUGGUCCCCAGCCCUCCCUCUCCUCUACCCCCUCCCCGCAUCUACAAACCCUGCUUCAUCUGCCAGGACAAGUCUUCAGGGUACCACUAUGGUGUCAGUGCAUGUGAAGGCUGCAAGGGUUUUUUUCGCAGAAGUAUUCAGAAGAACAUGAUGUACACAUGCCACAGAGAGAAAAACUGCAUUAUCAACAAGGUGACGCGGAACCGCUGUCAGUACUGCCGACUACAGAAGUGCUUUGCUGUGGGAAUGUCCAAAGAGUCUGUCCGGAAUGACAGGAAUAAGAAGAAGAAGGAGAUUCCGAAGCAGGAGAUGGCUGAGAGUUAUGAACUGACAGCAGAACAGGAGGCCAUCAUUGAGAAAAUCCAGAAAGCUCAUCAAGAGACUUUUCCUUCACUCUGCCAGCUGGGCAAGUACACCACGAACUCCAGUGCGGAUCACCGCAUUCGUUUGGAUCUGGGUCUGUGGGAUAAGUUCAGUGAACUGGCCACUAAGUGCAUUAUUAAAAUCGUGGAGUUUGCCAAACGAGUUCCUGGUUUCACCGGACUCACCAUGGCUGAUCAGAUCACACUGCUCAAAGCUGCCUGCCUCGACAUAUUGAUCCUGCGUAUCUGCACACGUUAUACCCCUGACCAGGACACGAUGACGUUUUCAGACGGUCUUACGCUUAACCGUACACAGAUGCACAAUGCCGGCUUUGGUCCGCUCACGGAUCUAGUUUUCACCUUCGCCAACCAACUCCUGCCCAUCGAGAUGGAUGAUACGGAGACGGGACUGCUCUCCGCCAUCUGCCUCGUUUCUGGAGAUCGUCAGGAUCUUGAAGAGCCCUCAAAAGUGGAUCAGUUGCAGGAGCCCCUGUUAGAGGUGCUGAAGAUAUACGUGAGGAAGCGGCGACCUAGUAAACCACAUAUGUUCCCCAAAACCCUCAUGAAAAUCACAGACCUACGCAGCAUCAGUGCUAAAGGUGCCGAGCGUGUAAUCUCUUUGAAGAUGGAGAUCCCUGGAUCCAUGCCUCCUCUGAUCCAGGAGAUGCUGGAGAACUCUGAGGGUCAGGACGGGCAGAACUCCACAGAGCGGGGCAGCUCGGAUAAGACCAUGUGCGGUUCCACAGAGCCCAAAACCUCGGCCCCCUCACCGGAGCACAAAGAUGAUUCUUUGUCCGGUUCCUUCAGUGAGAAACCCUAGA
Messenger RNA from Xyrauchen texanus (razorback sucker), 1393 nucleotides. Its product is annotated as retinoic acid receptor beta-like. Bases 1 to 1392 code for a protein of 463 amino acids. NCBI's taxonomy places the organism in Eukaryota, Metazoa, Chordata, Actinopteri, Cypriniformes, Catostomidae. The record is from RefSeq and is a predicted model, not a curated record. Gene Ontology annotation, biological process: retinoic acid receptor signaling pathway; cellular response to corticotropin-releasing hormone stimulus; regulation of transcription by RNA polymerase II. Gene Ontology annotation, cellular component: transcription regulator complex; nucleus. The transcript is spliced from 8 exons. Gene Ontology annotation, molecular function: nuclear receptor activity; nuclear glucocorticoid receptor binding; RNA polymerase II cis-regulatory region sequence-specific DNA binding.